Messenger RNA from Owenia fusiformis, 4974 nucleotides. Lineage: Eukaryota; Metazoa; Annelida; Polychaeta; Sabellida; Oweniidae. The record is from the annotation of a GenBank genome assembly.
AUUAAGCGCCAUAUUUGAUUUUUUUAAUCUUCAAAAUUCGAUGCAGUUUGGAGCUGAAAGUCCCAUCAUUGAGACAGGACUGGGUGUAAAAUGGACACAGAAGAUUAUCUUAUAACUUACUUAAAACCACAAGAACUUAACAGUUCCCUGUAAAAGUCAAGAUGUCUGGGCCAAUACUAUACAAAGACAUUGAAUUCAGCUCUCCUGUGCAAUGCCUGGAUAUAACACACAAGCCCUCAUCUCAUGGAUAUUUUGCGCUAAAGACUAAAAUCCAGAAAAGUCCUCCGGGAUGGUUGCAAGAGUUCCUAGACUUGGGUGGGUUGGAGUCGUUGUUGGAAGCUCUGGUGCAGCUGAGUCAGAAGUCAUUUUCAUCCAUCAAUGAUGCUGUGUUGCAAGUUGAUUGUAGCACAUGUGUGCGACGGAUCCUGGACACGUCCACAGGGAUGGAUUUUAUGAUGAGGGAAUAUCCAGAGGCAGUUGAUCAGAUAGUUUUAGGUUUGAACACUGCCAACACAAAUGCCAAGAAGAACCUGAUAGAGAUAAUGACAGCACUAUGUGGUUACUCACAGACUGGACACACGCUUGUCAUGGGUGCACUGGACAAAUAUCAGAAUACUAUACCACAGACCAGUAAGUUUAGUGUUAUCGUGAAUGAAGCCAAGAUUGCGGACAAUGUGCAGUAUAGGACAAAGCUGGUGUCUCUGAUCAAUGCUAUCAUUAACUUCACUGAGGAUAAAAAGCAAAAGAAUAGGACCAGAGACCAAUUUAUAGGUUUGGGUCUGUUAGAUGUUCUGGACUUCAUGCGAAAGGCAGACAAAGAUGGAGACCUUGCCAUUCAGUUACAGGUGUUUGAUGAAGGCAGACAUGAGGCCCUGAUGCAUGAGGAAUCUCCCAUAGACAUCAGUGACCCACAACAGCUAUUUAAUGCUACAUUGCAACAGGUGACUGGGACGCCAAACUACGCAGAUUUUACUCACACUAUGCAGUGUCUACACCUAUUGAGCACCUCUGGAAACAGCCCUGAUAUUUGGAAGGCAAUACACCAGCUGAUCAGUCAAAUCUCAAACUUCCCCGAAAAAUCUUCAUUCCUACUAGAGCACCUACAAGAUAUCCUUACAAGAGACCCCUACACAAAAAUUCAACCAACACAGCUGAAUAAAGAUAAGUCUCAUAAUACAAGCCAGUAUGAUAAUGCCUCUAAGGGGUCUUCUCCAUCAAAGAAUGUUCCAAAGAGAGUGGACAGUUAUGAAUGUGUUAAGCGACAUGUGAAGGAUGCAAAGAUAAAACAAGAGGACGUUCCUGUUAAAAUCAGGUACCUACCACAGAGAGCAGCUAGAGAGGCUGCCAAUGCUAAACUCCUUGUAAAUGGCACCAAAUCCAGGUCUUGUAAUCUUAGACCUCUCAAGUGGGUGAAGUUACAUAACAACCUGCCCCAGAAAGGCACAGUGUGGGACCAGUCUGACAGUACUAGAGACCCAGCAUUGCCGAUAGAUGACAAACAGCUUGAAAAACUCUUCCAAGUCAACCCGAGUGAGAAGCAAAAGUGUACAAUAUUGGAACCAAAGGAAUCCACACCUCUGAUGGUAUGCCUAAGUCUGCUAGGCUCUAGUGGGAGAGACCUCAUUGAAAAACUGCAAGACCGCUGCGGUGAAUCCCAAGAACAAAUCGUCACCUUGAAGAAACUCAUUCCAUCUCCAGAUGAGAUGAUGUCUUUGAAACAGUUCAAAGGUGACACAACGAAAUUGAAUCUCUCUGAAAGAUUUCUUCUCGAACUUGCCGAGACCCCCGAUUACAAUCUACUGAUAGAUGGCAGUGUGUUCAAGUUGCAGUAUCCAAUCAGAUUGAACAAGCUGAAUCGUUCUUUUAAUGCGAUCAUUGAAGCGUCUCAGGAUAUUAUGACCAAUGGAAACUUAAAGCAGUUCAUAAAGCUUGUCCAGGAAGCUGGGAACAAACUGAACGAGAAAUCCCAUCUUGGCCAUGCAGAAAAGUUCAAACUCACCAGUCUGGCAGAGUUGAUCCAUACACAUUCUAAUGAGCCUAAUAUAAGCCUGUUGCACCACCUGGUGGAGAGAUGUGACACUAAGGAUGAGGAGUUGCUGUUGUUUGCGAAUGAACUUGAGGGUCUGGAAGUGGCCUCAAGGUUCUCGCUGGAGACUCUAAGAGAUGAAUUCAAUGAACUGAAUGCAGAGUUCCACAAACAAAUCUUACAACCUUUAACCAAUGCAACUCCCAAAACCAGGGAGGCCUUUGAGCAGUUCGUAGAGGACAUAAAACGCGACUUCAAUUGUCUACAGUCUCUCGUAAGCCAAGUAAAGACAUGUACACAACAAUUGGCAGGUUAUCUUGGAGAGACAGAGGAACAGUUUAACAUGCAGGAGAUCUUGAAGGUUUUACAUAAACUAUGCGAGGAUGUCACUAGGUGCAGAAAGGAGAACUACAUGUACCACAGCCAGCAACAACUAAGCCAAAACAGAAGAAGUGAGAUAGAAUGUGGAAUAUCUGAGACAAGGUUUUCUAAUAUAUUUGGAAAAGCCGCAGGUGCCAACUCUACUGUUGUGCAGCAUGAUACGGGAGUCUUAGAGAAGAUUAUUGAAGACAUACAUGCUGGCAACUUUACAACGUACACUGCCAAGCAGGACUGCCAGGUGUCCGUAAACAACCCUCACAUAAUGAGUGCUAUCCUAGCAGAUGAGGAGACCCUUGGAAGUGAUGAAGAAUCAAUCACAGAGGCUAGCUUUAACACAGGAGAUCCUGCACCUUCUGAAGUUAACCCAAACCCUAUUGAAGAUGCCCCUAAGAUGUUAACCGUUGAGGAUUUGAUAUCAGUUGGACCAGCUAUCAAAAUCCAUAAGGCAUUCCCUAAGCCAACAAUUAACAAGGUGCAGCCCAUUCAUAAAGGGACACAACCUGGUAAAGGAGCACCAAAUAAAGAGGUUCACACCAAGCAGGAGGUUCAAGUGGCAAGUGCUAUUCCAAGCAGAGUCACUAGAGCCUUGGCACGUGAAGCAGCAUUUCAAGUCCCAUCUAAGAGUAAACCAACUCAAAUCAAGCCCCCUGCAGAGAAACCUAAGAAGAACAUACCAAAGGGGAAAGAUAAGGAAAAUGAGAUUGGAAAGGAAGCUGAUGUGGGGAAGAAGACCAGUGCAGUUGUUCCAGAUGCUGCUAGGUUUCCAGUGAGGGAGAAGGACAUGCCUCAAGUAACACGCCUCCCAUCAUAUGGUACUCUCACUAAAGUCACGCGGCUGCCUGCCUACUCAAAGGCUACUACUAAUACAACACUACGAAGCAGCAUAGGGCUGCGGAGCAGCACCAGGACUGCAGCCCAAAAUGGAACUACCAACCCACCAGUAGUACAAACUGGGAAACAGAAAUGUGCUACAGUGAAACCAACUAGUAGUAUUCCAACUACUGGGCAACCAACUAGUAGCAUUCCCAUUAAAGGGCAACCAACUAGUAGCAUUCCCAUUAAAGGGCAACCAACUAGUAGUAUUCCCACUAAAGGACCAGCUCAAAGUACAAGAGCAUCCCUAGCCUCUAAACUAAAACCCCCACAAUUGAAUCCCAGUGCAAAAGAGCCUCCCGCUCCAACUAGACGUAUGCAAUUUCCUAAAGCUGGACUAAAACCAAAAGUUACCCCUAUAUUGUCUGAGCCUACAUGUGAAGGCACCCCAGCUUACUCCUCCAGUGUACAAUCCAGCUUUGCGAAGAAGUAUACUUCAGAGCAUCAAACCCAUGUUGUCAUAAAGCGUGAACUUCGUACUUCUAACAUUGCCACGAACAUGUCUCAGCUAUCAUCAAAAUCUGCCCAUAUUCCUACCAUCACAAAUCACAUACCAACAGUUUCUACGCAAGUGGCCAAAUUCCCUGUUCACCCAGAAGAAACAGCUGGGACCCAACCAUUUUCAGUAACGAAACAUCCUGAGGGAAUAACAAGGACACCACCAUUCCCAGUAUCGCAGGGUUUUGAAAGAGUGGCAGGGACGCAACCAUGUAGGCUGUCUGAUGAGUUCAAGUAUGCUGACCACAGUAGUUACACUGAUGACUCUGGAGCUUUCUUCAGUCCAGACAUACCAGAUAAUGUUCUACGCAGUAAGUCUCCUGAUCUCGUGUUAGCGAAUAGAAACACACAAAAUCAUCGCCGUAGUUUAAGUGAUGUUGAUGUAUCACCAAUACGCAUAAGUGGGACUGUAAAACCCGAGAGUCAGUCCCCAUUAGGACCCCUUGUACUAGAAAACAAAGGUCGGGCUUUGAGCCAGGAAGAUAUUUUGGAUAUCUCCACGAAUCAAGACAAGAUGCAAACACAUGUAUCCUUUGAAAAUAAUGAUAAAGAAAAUAUUGAAAAACCUGAACGAUUUGAACGGAAAUCGUCAGGACGCGGAUCGAAAUUGAUGCGCAUGUUUAAAGGACUGCGACAGAGAAAUUCUAACCAUGAAGCAGAGACUAUCAAGUUUGAGCCAAAACGAACGAGAGCCAGAUAUCUAGGAGGUACCAAAGAGGUCAUGAUGUCAACUCCAUAUGCUGCAGAAGAAAAGGUUGCUGCUCGUGCUCUGCGAUCUCGUGAAAUACGUUCUGGGCUUAAACCCAUGUACAUUAAAAAUGAAGCCAAGUAAUAUUGGUCAUAACUAAUUUUGUUCAUAAAUCAGUUCAUCAUUUUUGGGCCAUAUACAAUAAAUUGUUUUAUACAUAACAGUGAUUAAAUUCAUUUUAAGGCCAUCAUAUGAAAAAUGAAAUAGGAUAUUUGCCCAUCAUAAAUUGAAUCAUGCAACCAAAGUGAUUAUAUAAAAUAACUUCUAUGUUGUAUCAAUAGUAUAAAUGUAAUGUAGUUACAACGAAGAUAGUUGAAAAUGCUUAUUUCAUGAACGUAUAAAGUGUAUGGCAAAUUCCAUGUACAGUAAUAGUGUAUGGCAAAUUCCAUGUACAGUAAUAGUGUAUGGCAAAUUACAUGUACAGUAAUAGUGUGGCAAAUUCUAUGUA